This is a messenger RNA of Phragmites australis (common reed), 5438 nucleotides long. Its product is annotated as putative disease resistance protein RGA1. Gene Ontology annotation, molecular function: ADP binding. The record is from RefSeq and is a predicted model, not a curated record. The transcript has 5 exons. NCBI's taxonomy places the organism in Eukaryota, Viridiplantae, Streptophyta, Magnoliopsida, Poales, Poaceae. Bases 408 to 4148 code for a protein of 1246 amino acids. Gene Ontology annotation, biological process: defense response to fungus.
CCCAGAGUCUGUGAACCAUCCGUGUCUUGUGCUCUUUUCUCCCAUAUCCAGAUCCAGGCUCAAGCUCUGCAUUGUGCAACCCAGGGAGACCCCGGAAGCUCUGCUUUGCAUAGAUUGUCAUAAGGCAAAGCAGUACAUCUCAGCUCCAGCAAAAAGUUGGCCUUUUUUCUGUAUAUUAUCAGCUACUGAAGAAGGGAACACUCGUAAGCCACAAAUCAUAAUCACAGUACAAGAUCGCUAUUUAUUCUUCACUCAGUGCUUGAAGCCGUGAAGCUGUGAAGCAAUCCAGAAACUCAAAGACCAAAAGAAGCACUCCAGCAACUCGAAAACCAAAAGGCUAAAGGGCUGCAGCUAGCAGUGCACCUGUUUAACCAGGAAUUUUGGCUCAAGAGACACUUUAAAAAAAGAUGGCUGGUGUAGACGUUGCUGUAGUAUCUGGAAUAUUGAAGAUUGUGGGCAACAAGUUAGCUCCACUAAUAAUAAAAAAGUACAGCUCGAUGGUGGGUGUGAAAAAAGAUCUCCAGGAGCUCCAGGAUCUAGUUGAGGAGAUCAACUAUUGGCUGGAAACAAUAGGAGAUAAAGCUAUGGGGAGUGGACCGUCGUUGAAUUGGCUUAAGCAGUUGAAAGAUGUUUCUUAUGAUGUUGAUGAUGUUGUCGAUGAGUUCCAGCUGAAGACUGAGAAACAUGAUGCUUGUGGUGAUGGUAGUAUUGUGUCCAAAUACUUGUGCACAAAACCAAAAUCAUUAAUAUUUCAAUGCAAUGCGGCCAAAAAGAUCGAGGCAAUCAAAAGGAGAUUUGCUGUAAUUGUGAAGCAAAGAACUGACUUCAGUGCAAUAGCAAAUAGCUUACCAGUUGGUCAUCCUUUUAGUGAUAUGAACGAGACUACUGCGAACAUGCCAUCAUUGCCCAUAGUGGAUGUGGCAUCAGUACUCGGUAGAGAACAAGAAAAACGCCAAAUAAUAUCUAAACUGGUAGAGACUAAUGACCAACAAACAAUCAAGAUCGUUUCCGUCAUCGGGCUUGGUGGCUCUGGAAAAACUACCUUGGCUAAACUGAUUUUCAAUGAUGGUAACAUUAUAGAGAAGCAUUUUGAAGUUAGACUAUGGGUUCAUGUGUCCCAAGAACUCGACGAUGCCAAGCUUGUCGAAAAAAUGUUUGAAGCUAUAGCUGGUGAAAAGUCUGAACGUCGUCCCUUGCAGCAUAUGAGCAAAACAAUAUUAGAUAAGUUGAUCGGGAAAAGAUAUCUACUUGUACUGGAUGAUGUAUGGACGGAGGACCGAAUUCAGUGGGAACAAAUCAUGGUACAUCUGAAGAGCGGUACAUCUGGAAGCAGAAUUUUAAUCACUACUCGCAGUAGAAGAGUUGCAGAGGCAGUGGAAUCUGCUGAUCUACACAACUUGCAAUUCUUAUCUGAGAUUGAUAGCUGGCAAGUGUUUGAGCAAAGCUUUGGAAUGGCUGCAAAAGGUUUGGACUCUGAAUUCCUAGAGGUUGGAAAAGAUAUUGUGAAAAAAUGUGGUGGGGUGCCGCUAGCAAUUAAAGUUCUUGCAGCUGCUCUCCGUAGUAAGGAACGGAUAGAAGAGUGGCAGGCCAUGAGAGACAACAAUUUGUUAGAUGUUAUGGAUGAAGAACGUAAAGUAUUUGCAUGCUUGAGGUUGAGCUAUCUCUAUUUGCCACCUCAUCUGAAGCAGUGCUUAACAAUAUGUUCACUGUUUCCUAAAGGUCACAGGAUUGAUAAAGAACAAUUGAUUGACCAAUGGAUUGCUCAUGAUAUGAUCACUCCGGUGGUUGGUGUUGAUUACUUGGAGUAUACUGGCCACAAGUACUUUAAUUCUCUUGUGCAGGUGUUUUUUUUACAAGAUGUGAAUGAAUAUGAUGGGAGAGUGAUAUGCAGGAUGCAUGAUUUGGUUCAUGAUCUCGCUCAGUCAAUCACGGACAUUUUUGUGCCAGCGGAGGAAACCAGUUCCGCAAAGAGCUACAGAUACUUUUCUUUAACUGAACAGGCAAGAAAUCUUCCAACCAAAAAUCCUUUUAAAAAAGCACGUGCUAUAUAUUUUGGUAAGGGUGGUGGUAGAAUAUUUGGCAACUCAUUGAAGGAUGCAAGACAUUUGCGCAGUAUCACCAUCGAAUCUUUCUUUGAAGCAGAAGUUCCCCCUGCCUUAUUUCAGGUAAAAUAUCUGAAAUAUCUUAAGAUUUCAGAACUGAGAUGUGAAGCACUCCCUGAAGCCAUUUCAGAUAUUUGGAGCCUGCAAGCUCUUCACGUAACAUUUUCUGAUCUUCUCGAGUUGCCUAAAUCCAUUGGUAAGCUGCAGAAGUUAAGAGUUCUGAACCUAUCAUUUUGUUGCGAGCUGAAGUGUUUACCAGAUUCUAUUGGUGAUUGUCAAAUGAUUUCAAACAUUGUUCUUUCGAAUUGCGUGAAGCUUACAGUGUUGCCAAACUCUGUCGGCAAAAAUGAAGAGCUAAGACUGUUAAGACUAGGUCGGACCAAAAUUGAGAGGCUACCAUCAAGUAUCACAGCAGUGAGAAACCUGGAGUGUCUGGACCUUCAUGAAUGUCGUGAGCUGGUAGAGUUGCCUGAAGGCAUCGGCAACUUGGAGAAGCUUCAAGUUUUGAACCUAAAAGGAUGCAAAAAUUUGAGAGGCAUGCCGGUAGGCAUCCGUCAACUCAGUCGACUACAAAAGUUGGGAUUAUUUGUUGUUGGCAAGGGCGAAAAAUUUGCACAAAUCUCAGAGCUUGCAAAUGUAGCUGGGAUCGGCGAGGAACUAACUAUCACAUGUAUUGCACACAUGAUGGACUCGGAUGAUGCACACAAGGCACACCUGAAACUAAAGACAUACAUUCAGAGGCUGGAGUUAAAUUGGUGGAGAAAUGACUGGGAGGAGGUGAAUACUGAAAUGGAGCAGACUAUACUUGAUGGUCUGGAACCACCAUCAGCGAUUAAAGAGCUACACAUUGGUGGGUAUGCAGGUGGACGAUACGCACAGUGGAUGCUAAAGCAAGUUGGUGGUGGAGUGCAGCGAGUUCCUCAAUUCACAUGUUUAACCACGAUGAGGCUAUCAGGUUUCCCAAACUUGAAGCAUUUGGAGGGUCUUGUGGAGUUGCUUUGUUUGGAGGAGUUUGAACUUCGUUCCAUGCAUGCUCUUGAAAGGAUAAGCGGGGGUCUAUUUACUUCGCUGGUGAAGUUAGUUAUGUGGGAUUUGCCUAAUUUGAGAGAGGUGUGGAUGGUAACAGUGAGGACCUUGGGUGACGACGAGGAGGGACAAUUGCAAAUUGGUACUUACUUAUCUGAUCUCAGUAUUGAGGGAUGUUCCAAAUUGAUGGUGAAGCCGUGCUUCCCGUCUUCGCUGGAGCGCUUGUCGUUGAAGAGGAGCAAUGAGCAGCUGAUGGAGUCGCUAGACCAAGGCCAAGGGUCCUCUUCUUCCUCCACUUUUCCAACCUAUAUAAGUUUUAGCCACCUGAAGAAGCUUAAGCUAUCAUCAGCAUCGCCUGGAUUAGGAUCUGAGCAUGGGUGGGAGCUGCUGCGACACAUGACGGCACUUGAGUCGUUGGAGAUUGACUGCGAAGAUGGCCUAACAGAGUUGCCAGAGAGCAUGCGGAGCCUCACGUGCCUCCGAACUCUGUGGAUUAAUGGAUGCUCUAAUCUUUACAUGCUGCCCGAGUGGCUAGGGGAACUCCCGUCUCUGCAAAAGAUAAUUAUCUAUGUCUGCCAAAGCCUGAGCAGCCUUCCCCAGUCAAUGGGCCAACUCCGGUCUUUGCGAGAGGUGAGCAUUGGGGACUGCCGUAGCCUGAGCAGCCUUCCCCAGUCAAUGUGUCACCUCACGUCACUGCAGGAGCUCGAAAUAAGCAACUGCGAAGCACUUGAUCAGUUGCCAGAAUGGCUGGGUGAGCUCCGCUCUCUACGCGUAUUCAGGAUUGGCCGUUUGCCGGGCGUGACUUGCCUUCCCCAGUCCAUGUGCCGCCUCACCUGCCUUGGAAAGCUUCACAUCUUUCACUGCCCUGGCAUCAAAUCCUUGCCGGAGUCGAUAAAAGGCCUCACCGCUCUGCAAUUCUUGAGCAUCUAUGGCUGCCCUGAUCUGAAGAGACGCUGCGAGAGAGGAAUGGGGGAGGACUGGCACCUCAUCUCCCACAUCCCUCAACUUUGGAUUCGAUAAAUGAGGAUGAGGGAGGGGCCUGACCUGGUGGCGCUCCAUCUACAAUCCCGCACCGCCGCGCCUCAUCACAUCCUCCCCACCGCACUGCUGCGCCCCAUCCCAUCCCCACCGCACUCCUGCCAUGGCGUGGACCUCCACUUGCUGCCGGAGAGGGCAAGCCUUCCUUCAUGCACACCGACAACCAAGUUUGUUGUGCGCCGAGGUUAUUUUUUGGCACCGGUUAUAUGAGUCAUAUUGUGAUGUUACUCUUCCUCAGCUUCGCAGAUCAAUUACCUGAACAAGUGUCUGAUACUGUGAUGACAAUUAGUUUGUGAUUUUGCAAAGCUCACCAGAUGAAAUUGACUUACAGUGUGUCGAGAAUUUUCCCCGUAUAGUAAAUCAUAAACUGUUCUGUUAUUAGAUAUAAUGACAAUGGAACCAUAUAUGGCAACUCCUAGCUUGUUUGUAUUUCACUAUCUUAUAUUUCAGUUCACCAACAUGUGGUCUUCUGAAUCUUUUUCUAGGUGCUUGAUAUUAUGAAAUUGUGGUUGUGAAAUAGAUUGUCAUGACAAAAUGCUCAGUUGAAAUUGAUCUGUACAUUUCACAGAAUGAACAUACAUAGAAUGGAAACUAUUUGGCCCUAAUUCGUGGUUUGUGUAUGUAUGUUCACUCUUCAGUUGUGCUCUAGGCAUGUGAAUACACACACGACCUUCUUCUUUUGCUUCCCCGUGCUCUGGCUGGUGGCAACUUGGCAUGUACAUACCUGAAAUCAAUUCAAGUUCACUCCUUAUAGGUAUGCGGUGGGAUUGAUUAGUGCUGAGGAUGUGACGUGAUAAAUAUUCAUCAAGGUACAUGCCCUGCUCGUGCCUCCGGCGCCAUUGGUGUCAAGCACGCAUAACGGCAGCGUCAACUGGUGGGCGGCAAAAAAACAUCUUUAAGGUAGAUCAGGCGGAUUUGUCUUGAUUAAUUUUUACUUGGGGAGGUGCACAGCAAGAUGGAUCAUCUACUUGGUGCUAUUUUGCGAACUACAUUGCUUGGUCAAAUCAUAUACAUGAAUUGCCACGAAUAUCUGUAGUACAGUUGGGCUCAUUCAGUCGUUCCACUACCAGAAGAAAGGCGGACCGAUUAAAAAGGAGGAAAGUAGUAUGUUGGACCUGAUUCAGAUUGAUGACUGACGAGUGCUAUAAGAUAUUAUGGGUUCUGUUCUUUAUUACGCAGUAGCAACUAUGUUGAGAAAUAUCCUUGCUAUUGAUGUAUACGCUGUGAGAAUGCAAGUCAAAAGGUGACUCCCAGCAUCGACAUUUGCAUGAA